Sus scrofa (pig) is the source of this 5524-nucleotide messenger RNA. NCBI's taxonomy places the organism in Eukaryota, Metazoa, Chordata, Mammalia, Artiodactyla, Suidae. The record is from RefSeq and is a predicted model, not a curated record.
GAUGGACAUGUUUUUGUUGCUGUAGGAGCAUAAGUCCAGGUUAUCAUUUCAAACCAAACAUCAAACAUCAGCAACAACGUUCGCAUACCAUCUGCAGUUCAAUGAUGGCCCAGAAUCAACAUUUGAGUAAGACAACAGAGGCACAAUCUUCAGAGAAAAAGAAAACUAGAUGGUGUGAUGGAUUCAAGGUGGAAUAAAAACAACAGCAACAACAACAACAAAAACUUAGAGGGCAAAUGACUUCCUUUAAGCCCUUAAACUGGUAAAUGAUGGAGCCAAACUCUAAAUUCAAGCAGUCUUAAUCCCAAUCCCAUGAUCUGAAUUGUAUUCCAUAUUGCUAAAGUAACUGUGGGUUUCCAUGUUAGUAUCCUCAAGAUAUUCUGAUGUUCUUGGCAGCCCUGUCAUUAAGCUUUAUUUCUAAGGCACUAAGUGCAGUACUUAUGAAAAGUUCCCUCACUCAGAUAGAAAGGAGAUUUGAUAUAUCAUCUUCUACUGUUGGCUUAAUUGAUGGAAGCUUUGAAAUUGGAAAUUUGUUUGUGAUUGUAUUUGUGAGUUACUUUGGUGCCAAACUUCACAGACCGAAGCUAAUUGGAAUUGGUUGCUUCAUAAUGGGACUUGGAAGUAUUUUGACUGCUUUACCACACUUCUUCAUGGGAUAUUACAGGUAUUCUAAAGACACCUUUAUUAGUCCAUUAGAGAAUUCAACAUCAGGCUUAUCAACUUGUUCAAAUAAUCAAAAUUUGUUACUCAAUGGAACAUCACCAGAAAUGGUGGGAAAAGGUUUGGAAAAGGAAUCUGGGUCAUAUAUGUGGAUAUAUGUUUUAAUGGGUAAUAUGCUUCGUGGAAUUGGGGAAACUCCCAUUAUGCCCUUGGGGAUUUCUUACCUUGACGAUUUUGCUAAGGAAGGACAUUCUUCUUUUUAUUUAGGUAAUUUGUAUGCAGUAGGAAUGAUUGGUCCGAUCCUUGGCUUUUCACUGGGAUCUCUGUUUUCUAAAAUGUAUGUGGAUAUUGGAUUCGUAGAUCUUAGCACUAUCAGAAUAACUCCCAAGGACUCUCGUUGGGUUGGUGCUUGGUGGCUUGGUUUCCUUGUGGCUGGACUGAUAUCCAUUAUUUCUUCCAUACCAUUCUUUUUCUUGCCCAAAAGUCUGGAUAAACCACAAAAAGAAAGAAAAGCUUCAGUACCUUUGCCUGUGCAAAAGGAGGAAAGGAGUCAAAUGGUUAAUUUGACCAAGGAUAGACAAAAUAUUACCAAAACUGUAAAUGGUUUUAUCCAGUCCUUGAAAAGCAUCCUUACCAAUCCCCUGUAUGUUAUAACAUUAUUUUUGACACUGAUACAAGCCAGCAGCUAUAUUGGUUCCUUUACUUAUGUCUUUAAAUAUGUAGAACAACAGUAUGGUCAGUCAGCAUCUGAGACAAACAUUUUAUUUGGAUUCAUAACCAUACCAACUUUUGCAACUGGAAUAUUUUCAGGAGGAUAUAUUGUUAGAAAAUUCAAAUUGACCUUGGUUGGAAUUGCCAAAUUGUCAUUUUAUACCAGUGCAUUGGCCUUCCUAUUUCAUCUAUUAAAUUUUGCGCUAAUCUGUGAAAACAAAUCAGUUGCUGGCUUAACCUUGACCUAUGAUGGAAACAAUCCCCUGUCAUCUCAUAUAAAUGCACCACUUUCUUAUUGCAACUCAGACUGCAAUUGUGAUAAAAGUCAAUGGGAACCAGUCUGUGCAGACAAUGGAAUAACUUACCUAUCACCUUGUUUAGCAGGAUGCAAAUCUUCAAGUGGCAGUAAAAAGUCUAUGGUGUUUCAUAACUGUAGUUGUGUGGAAGUAAAUGAUUUCCAGACCAGAAAUAACUCGGUGAAGUUGGGCGAAUGCCCAAGAAAUGAUCAAUGUAGAAGAAAAUUUUAUAUUUAUAUAGUAGUGCAAAUAUUAAUUAUUUUUUCCUCUUCAUUGGGAACCAUCUCAAAUAUGAUGCUGAUUUUCAAAAAUGUUCAACCUGAAAUGAAAUCUCUUGCUGUGGGUUUCCAUUCACUAACUAUUCGAACGCUAGGAGGAAUUCCAGCUCCUAUAUAUUUUGGGGCUUUGAUUGACAGAGCUUGUAUGAAGUGGUCCAUCAAUAACUCUGGAAAACAAGGAUCUUGUAGGAUAUAUAAUUCCACAUUAUAUGGAAAUACCUUCUUUGGCUUGAGUACAUGCUUAAAACUCCCACCCCUUGUUUUAUAUGUUGUAUUAAUUUCUGCUAUGAAGAAAAAAUAUCAAGGAAAAGAUACCAAGGCAUCAGAAAAUGAAAUAAAAGCCGUGAAUGAAGCAAACUUAGAGCCAAUAAGAGGUGAUGACAGAGUGGACCGGGAAACACAUAUUUAAGGGGAGAAAAAAAUUUCUUCUGCUGUUGUGUAUUCAACUCACCUUAUAUUAAUUGAAUAGGAUGUUAUUUUUGAGCAGUUCCUGGUCCUUUCACUGGCAAUUUCCAUAUUCUUUACUAAUGAUGGAAUAAUGAAUCGCCUACAAAUUUAUGACAAUGAAACACACUAUAAAUGGGAAAGGGGAGUACUCACAAGGUGUGGCUAUGCACUUGCGGUUAAGAUUAGAAUAUAUGAUCCAUACAAAUUUAAGGUGAAAAGUAUGGUGAAUAAGUAAUAGAAGAAAAAGUAUUUGCUCAGGUAACUGUAACACAAUGAAACCAGUGACUAGAAAGCAGGUAGAAGUGAAAAGGGAAUAGAGAAAUUAAUAGUCUAAAUAAGGAGAAAAACUUGAUACCUUUUUCUUUUAAAACCAUAUUGGACCAUAUUAUUCCAGACUAAAGUCUACUAUGAUAGAAGGUUUAUGUGAUCACAACUUAAGUCAUUCUGUAUUACGUUAUAUAUUUCCCAAACCUUAUUAAUUUAUUUUCUUUUUAUGGCCAACAUAUGGAAGUUCCUGGGCCAGGGGUUGAAUCAGAGCUGCAGCUGAGGCCUACACCACAGCCAUGGUAACAUUUGUGACCUAUGUCACAGCUUGGGGCAACAGGGAAUGCAGGAUCCUUAACUCACUGAAGAAAGCCAGAGACAAUGUUGGCUACUUAACCCACUGAGCCACAAUGAGAACCCCUAAUUUCUACUCUAAAAUUGUGUUUAACUAGCAAUCCCUAAUAUGUCUUCCUCUACCCUCUUAUUAAAAUACUGCUGAAGAAAUAGAAAAUUUGCAAGCUGUGACCAUCAGACAACCUAUUAUGGAAUGUGUUAAGUUUCUUCAAGGCCCAUGAAAAUGGAUUAAGAAACACUGACAUUAAUUUGAGAAAGCAAAAGCCCAUUAAAAGCACCUUCAUCCUAUUUGUCUAUUCUCCAGAAGAAGUGGAAGCUACACUGGAUCAUUUAUCAGCUGCCUCACAAUCACAUGGUUUUUUGUGUUUUACUUUGUGUGUUUUAUGCACAGACACAUUUUUCACAUCCCCACAAGGACAAGAAGUAGAGUGAAAAAGAACAAAAUAUUUGAACAAUGCGUUUGUUAAGUGAGGACAGCUUUAUUAUAGUGAAUGCUAGAAAUUGUAGUUUUUAUUCUCAGUAGGCUAAAAGAAAGAAAUUUUGGCAUCAGAAUCACCCGUGAAAAAAAAAAUUUUUUUAAGAAACUACAGGCAUGCACCCACCCUAGAGAUUCUGUUUCCAAACAUUUGUGAUACAGUCUGAACAUCUCCUUCAAAAAAAAAAAAAAAAUCCACAUGCAACCCUUGAUAGAGUUAUAGAAAAUCAAGCCACAGGAUAGAAGAGAAUAUUCCUGGUUAUACCAGUCACACAGCAUGAUCGCUUGCUAAAAUCUGGAACUUAGAUUGGAAGUCCUAUAGAUUAACCUUUUCUCAGAUAGUAAACUUGAAAAAAGAUUCAUUAUUCACAAAAGCAGAAAUUUGGAAAAGCCACCCACAUGCUUGGUUACUAUAUGACAAGUCUGAUGGGAUCUUGUUUCAUUAAAAAAUAAAGAGAAAAUUAUGGAAAUUGUUUUUUAAAGCAAGGAAAAUAAAGGAAACAUCUUGAAUAUUUAUUUCUUGAACAAUUAUUUAGUGUCAAAAAUCUAACAGGCAAAACAAAACAUAAUAGUGAACAAAAACAAAGGACACUAACUUGUGGAGCUUAUACUUUAAAAGGGAAGAACAUUAACAAAAUUAAGUUACAAAAUGUUAUAAAAUUAUAUAAAUUAAAAGAAUAAAUUUAUAUUUAUAUGCAAUAUGAACAGUGAGGGAAAGGAGCAUUAAAACAUGCACCUCAGAGAGUUCCCUGGUGGUACAGUGGGCUAAGGACCUGGCAUUGCCACUGCAGCGGCUCAAGUCACUGCUGUGGCAGGAGUUCAAUCUGUGGCCUGGGAACUUCCACAUGCGGGGUGAGCAUGGCAGUAAAAAAAGCCUCAGAUGAUUUAAUCUAUUUCGGAAUCCAAACAUAUGGAAUAAAUAUUAAUCCUUAAUUCAAUGGCAUUUAUUAAGCACAACUACAGAUUCUAAGGAAAAAAUACAACAGAGAUAAGAAUUUGUAAAAGUUUUCAAGGAAACAAAAUAAUGCAAGAGUGAAGUUAAAAUAUAUGCAUUGGCUAAGUUGAAAGAAGACAAUGGCCCCAAACCCAAAUCCAUGAUAAAGAAGAUAUGUUUGAAAAAUCUGUGAAAAUCUGAAAGAAAAAGAUAAAGAAGCAAUUUGCAAAAGAAGGUAGGUGGCUUAGAGGACAAACUAAAGCACCAACCUAAGAAAUCUAUUUUUUUGAGGAGGAAAUCAGAGUUGGAAAAAAAGCACUAAUCAGAGACUUCAUGGGAGAAUGCAUUUCUGUUCUGAAGACUUGUGUCUACCCUGUCUCUUUAUUUAUACCCCAUUCUCAUACUUCCUUCCAUUUUCAUGCCAUUGGGCUUUGAAUGUGAUGUUUCUCUCUCUUAACAUAUGCUCUUUUCUCCCAUGUAACUGCUUCUCAGCAUUCAGAUCUAAGCGCAAUCACCAUUCCUUCAACGUCUCUGGCUUUUUCAUUGGUUAAAAAUCUUCCAACAGGAGCUCCCACUGUGGCCCAGUGGGAUCAGCAGCAUCUCUGGAGCUCUAGCACAUGGAUUCCAUCAUGAGUCUUGGAUCUGAUCCCUGCCCCAAGGAGCUCCAUAUGCCAUGGGGAGCCCCCCACCCUCCAAAAAAAUCUUCCAACAUAUCUAUAGCAAUAUAUCACUUAUCAAAAUGCAAAUUUUAUGUUUUUAUGGUCAUUUGAUAACAGUCUGUCUCUUCUACUAAUCAUAAGCUCUAGGAAAGUUUGGAAGUGAACUUGUUUUACCCACUCAUUUUAUUCCCAUCAUCUAGCUUGGUGUCUGACACAUAGGUGCUUUAUCAAUUAUUUUUGAAAGAAUGAAUGAGUGAAUGAAUAAAUGAACUUUAAAUAUGCCAGUCAUAUGAAAUGUGAAUGUUUUAAAUAAGAAUUUAAAACACCAGGAAAAAAUUAAAAUAGCUAUGUUAAGUCAUUGGAUAGGAAGGGAUGUUUUCAGAUGUUUUGAAGAUUUUCUUUAAUAUCUUUAAAUGAAAAAAUAAAUUUUAAAAUGUCUAAAAAAA